AUGACGUCGGAGGAAGCUCGGGAAUGCUUUCAAACGAACAAGGACACAGCCUUGACAGCCUAUAGUCACUUAGUAGAGCAGUCAAUGGCACGCGCGGCGUUUCUCCUCGAUGAUGAACUGAGCACAUUGCAGGCGCUAGUUCUUUUUCUGACGAUUAAUCGACUAUGCGGCAAGCCCGGUGUUGCAUGGAAGCUGACGGGACUGGCAAAGCGGUCGGGAGUAUUUCGCAAAUCCAAUUUAACAAUCUAUGAACGUGAGAUGAGAGCCCGGUUGUGGUGGAACCUGUGGUACCUAGAUCAUCGAGCAGUCAAGGAUCUCGGGGAAGAGGAUGUAAUCGACAAAGAGGCCUUUCCAGAACUGCCUUUAAACAUCGAUGACGCCGACCUUGAUCCAAAUGCCACGAAAGUACCCACUCCGCGAGAAGGUUGGACUGAAGUGACAUUCGCUCUUGUUCGCUUCGAAAUUGCCAUGACACGACGCCAAUUGCAUGAUCAGAUUGAUUUGAACCAAAAAGAGCGUCUCAUACAAGCAUGUGAGACCAGGAUCCAUGACCUGUAUCUCCGACACAGCAAUGAGAUGGAACCAAUUCAAUGGCUAGCUCAACAUGUGGCGCACGUCCUCAUCAUGGAGAUGUGGUUUGAGCUGUACAGUGCCGACACUAUUCCCAUAAACAAUUGGUCGCAGCAUGUGCAGGACCGACUCUUUCUGCUAGCGAUUGACAUCGUCGAUGUUUCUGCGCGGUUAAAAAUAGAGCCACAAUCUCAGCAGUGGAGUUGGCUGCUGACGGGAUACCAACAGUAUCGCCCACUAGCCUUUUUGCUGAACGAGCUGUGCUAUCGAGAGGAGUGCGAGGCGGUGGAUCACGCAUGGAAAGUGGUGGAGGACGCGGUCACUCGCUGGCCCGAUCAGCUGCGCGCCUCCAUGAGCGGGAAGGUCCUGGCUGGCCUGAGGCAGAGGGCCAGAAGAGUGCAGUUGCAAAUCACGCAGCGUCAGUAUUCGGGUGAAGUCUAG
Aspergillus melleus is the source of this 1011-nucleotide messenger RNA. Its product is annotated as fungal specific transcription factor domain-containing protein. Lineage: Eukaryota; Fungi; Ascomycota; Eurotiomycetes; Eurotiales; Aspergillaceae. Gene Ontology annotation, molecular function: zinc ion binding; DNA binding. The transcript has a single exon. The record is from RefSeq and is a predicted model, not a curated record. Bases 1 to 1011 code for a protein of 336 amino acids. Gene Ontology annotation, biological process: DNA-templated transcription.